Messenger RNA from Dermacentor andersoni, 492 nucleotides. RefSeq lists its product as uncharacterized. Lineage: Eukaryota; Metazoa; Arthropoda; Arachnida; Ixodida; Ixodidae. The record is from RefSeq and is a predicted model, not a curated record.
AUGGUGGACGCAGCUGCCGAGGUUAGCGUCCGACCAGCCACUCCCGCUGACCACAGGCUUCAGCCGACUUCACCACUCCAGACUUUCAACAGCAGCAUUGCUAUAUACGACGAGCGGUCAUUUAAUCUGGACUUGGGCCUUCGCCGUGCAUCCCGCUGUAUUUUCACAGUCACCGACAUCAAGCAUGCCAUCAUUGUAGCAGGCUUCCUCCGCCACUUCAACCUCCUAAUCGACGUCCGUCAGCAAUGCCUUCACAACGACGCCACCCACCUCGGGGUACAAGGCGGGCGUUCCGUGGUACCUUCCAUGAACCUAACAAUUUUGCCUUCGCCAAGCCAGGUUGAUAUAGCGGACAUGCUACGCCAAUUUCCCAGUUCGACUCGGCCAGUGUACGAUGAGAAAGCAGUCAACCAUCAAGUUCUCCAUUACAUUGAUAUCGAAUUCCCGCUGGUGCACGCCCACCCAUGCCGCCUGACUCCUGAAAACCUUUAG